AUGAAAAAAAAUAGAAUGCGCGGAGAGAGGCGCCCGACGCAAGUCUUGGAUUCGUCUUCGCCAGCUGCCGCGGGUCGUCGCCCGGCUCGUUCGGGCCGCAGGCUUCCAAAACCGGCUCCACACCUGCGGUCCUCGGGCCAGAAGCACCGCCUCCGCGACUUCGCCGGCGACGCCGCCGACCUCCAUCGCGAGCGCGACAACCUCUCCCUCCGCAUGCGCAGCCUCCAGGACGCGCUCCGCCGCGAGGCCGACGCCAACGCGUCCGGCGCCCUCGCGUCCCACCUCCGCCGCAUCUUCGCCGCCCACCCCGCCCCAGCAGCCGCCGCGGCCGAGGACCAGUAGGCCCCUCGCUCGGCCCCACCUUCCUGUUCCGUGAUGAUGCCUUUGUCUGCUCACCCGUGAGGCCUCCGCGUGCGUUGCGUCGGGAGCGGACUCGCAAUCCGCGGCAGCGCACGCGACGUGCUCGUGGAAAUGCCGCACCAGAUUUGCAGCGAGCUGGCUGAGCUGCUAUGGUGUUUAAGUUGUACGGUCUCCUUCAUGUGCUGUUUCAGGAUUGCAUUGAUGCUAGAUCGGUUUUGUUAAUAUGUCAACGACACAUUAUACACUCACAUAGGUUGGCUUCGUACUCUGAUUUAGCAUGUCGAUUGCAAGUUAACCAGCUGAAAUACUCGAGCAAUUUGCGCUUCAUAAAGUCCGGUUUGAGAAAUUUGCCAAGAUUGAAUUA
Messenger RNA from Panicum virgatum (switchgrass), 724 nucleotides. RefSeq lists its product as uncharacterized. The coding region runs from base 1 to 342 and encodes 113 amino acids. The transcript has a single exon. The record is from RefSeq and is a predicted model, not a curated record. Lineage: Eukaryota; Viridiplantae; Streptophyta; Magnoliopsida; Poales; Poaceae.